CAAAUUGUUAACUCCCUUGUUAUCAUUAUUAUUUUAGGCACCUAAUUAAACCGCCCGAUUCUUGGCCAAUCCCCCACUGUGGGUAUGUGCCACGGCCACUCAGGACAACAACAACAACAACCUGGAUCACACGGAUGCGUGUGUACGACAGUCGACGCAGGCGUUGCCGAACUAUAGGCACCGUCUCCUGCGACAUCGGUGAAGAACCAAAGCGGCGGCCACUGCGAAGCUCCAUUCCGAGUCGUUACCCAGGACUUCCACCAAAUGUUACGAAGAGGAAGCCCGAUGCACAAACGUAUCUACAACUAUUUACACGUGGAAAAAUAAAGUCCCACUUCUGCCAACCGGGGGGUUUCACGUCGUGUCACAUCAGUCCUUCAGUAGGCUCUCCUCGUCCGUGCAAGCCCGUUCAGCAGAGUAGCCCGUUCCGAUACCCUCUCUACGACGCCGGCGCACCACUGGCGAGUCCUGAGGCCAUCAGCGCUGAGCCCAAUUCCGGUGGCGGACCGAGGGGGCAGCAGCACACUGUGGCGCUCGAUUCCCUGGUGGGGCCAGCCGAAAAUUUGAGGGGUCCUGAAGCACGCGCGUUGAUGAUCGCCAGGCCACCACCCGACUACACUUCCGCGGGGAUGGUCAAAGAAUGUGCCGCCGAGCACGACUUCAAGCACUUCGCGGCGACCCCGCUACACGGAUCUCCGUACGACCUCAACGAUCUGGCUCACAGGUUGAAGCACCACUCAAGCUCGCGAAGCGACUACGACUUGAUGAAUCUGCAAGGUCCGGAGAGGAUCGAACUAUGCUACAGGUUCUCAGGCUGUGGUAGCCACGUCCGCUGUAGCAUCAAUGAGAAGUCGAGAGACGUUCGCGAGGCUACAAACGUCAACGGCCACCGCCUCGUAGGCCACCAGUCACCGGUGAAGUUCGAGCCGCCUCCUUCGCCUCCCGUGUCCCCGGCGUGCCCCAGCGCCCUGGCCGAACCUCUGACGCAGCCCCAGGCGCUGACGGCUGCCCUCGGACCGGUCAGCUUCACCGAGGAGCACCACCACCAGGCGAUGAGUUGCUCGUCCGCUGGCCGGGGCUCGCUCCAGCUGUGGCAGUUUCUCGCGGCGCUGCUAAGGAACCCGGGAAAUGCGCCGUGCAUCGCUUGGACUGGUCGGGGACUCGAGUUCAAGCUCACCGAUCCCGAGGAGGUCGCUCGCCGAUGGGGUGUCCAGAAGAACCGACCUGCCAUGAACUACGAUAAACUGAGUCGCUCACUCAGGUACUACUACGAGAAGGGCAUCAUGCAAAAGGUGGCCGGUGAACGGUACGUGUACAAAUUUGUCUGCGACCCCGAGCUGGUGGGCAACUCGCCGCCCGAUCCCGUCGUCAAGGCGAGGUUCCACGACGGACCAGUUGACAAGGAGUCUACGGCGCCUCACCAUGCACAGCCGCCCCCGCAGAGCUGGCACGCAAGACCCGGCAUCACUGUGUCGCACGAGUGCGGACAGUUCCCCGUGUAUGGCACCGAUUACGCCGCCACGUCCAUAGCUCUCGAAGGCUGUUGACGGGACGUAGCGUCCCGAUGACGUCACCACGAGAAAAAGAUGCGCCCGUCACGUCUCGGACACGCAUGACAACGGAUUCCACGCAGGCAAUGUCUCUCCGCAGCAAGGUCCAAAAGAAGGAAAGAAACGUUUUCGUUCUCGUCGCUUAAAAAAGAAAUCGCAGUUUCGCCCGAAAGGCGAAACAGCGAUUGCGAUAGCACA
Molecule: messenger RNA, 1748 nt
Organism: Dermacentor albipictus
Lineage: Eukaryota; Metazoa; Arthropoda; Arachnida; Ixodida; Ixodidae
Biological process (GO): cell differentiation; regulation of transcription by RNA polymerase II
Cellular component (GO): nucleus
Molecular function (GO): sequence-specific DNA binding; DNA-binding transcription factor activity, RNA polymerase II-specific
Source: RefSeq, a predicted model, not a curated record